AUGAAAUUCACUUCAUUUGCAUAUUUCAAUAAGGUUUUCAUGGGUCUUGAUUUUGUCCCAUUAGAAAAUGAGCAACCAGUUCGUGGUGGAUUCUACAGAAGUUCACAGAUUUUUAUCCCACUUGCUAAAUUUAUGAAUGUUCCAUUAGAUCAAAUUAAUUAUGUUGUUAGUGGAGUGAUUAGCAUCGGUCUGGGUCAAUUAAUGCGACGCCGGUUAUCACCUCAGAAAUGCUCUCCACGAAUUCGUGCAGUUUUUGAAACCUUAUUUGGUCUGUUGUUAUUAUCAUUUUGCUUUGGUAAUCAAUUGCGUGUAUUAUUGAUACAAUCAAGUAUUGCUUAUCUAUUCAUGAUGUGUCUACCUAGUAAUCAUUUUAUGGCUGUAUUAGUGACAAUUUGGUCGUUAUUUUAUCUUACAUUAGUACAUAUUUGUCGAUUAAAAUAUGAUUAUGGGGGAUAUACACUGGAUAUUUCUGGACCAGUAAUGGUACAAACUCAACGUUUAUCUAGUUUAGCGUUUAAUCUUGUCGAUGGUGUAUCAGUGCGUAAAAUGUCUGGUCCAAAUUAUUGUAAAUCACAACAAACUAAUUGUUCCACCAAUGAAAUAAUCAAUCGUGAUGAAACUGUGGAACAAUUCCCACCUUGUUGCAAAGGGAACGCAUUCACUGAACUUGAUACAACAACAAUGAUAAUGACUUCGAAAUUGAAGUCAAACACUAUUCAUUAUCAUGCGCCAAAUCAUUGUAAAUCAAUGCAACGUGCUACUGCUAUUGGGUCGGAUAGUCAUUCUGUCAUGAUGAAUAUCCCUACAAGUCAUAAAUUACAUGCUGUUGAGAAAAUUCCAGAUCCGAUCAUAUUUUUUGCAUACAUGCUUUAUUUUCAUGGUGUAUUUGUUGGACCUUUCACGUUUUUUUCUGAAUAUAUGGAUUAUCUUAAAGGUUACACAAGCAGAGAAUUACCUCCAAUCAAUAUGCGUUAUUUAAUCACUUUAUUUCUACGUACAGUAGCUUCGGGCCUAUCAGCUGCCUAUUUAUGUCCUUAUUUCCCGUUUGAAUUUGUUUUAACUGAGCCGUUUACAAAUUACUCCAUGUUGCAUCGUAUUUUAUAUGUAACCAUUUCUCUAUUCUUAAUUCGACAAAAGUACUACUUUGCAUGGGGUUUAGCUGAAGUCAACGGAGUGGCUGUCGGUGCUGGUUAUACUGGCCAGUGUCCACGCACAGGUGCUACAUUAAAUCAUAACAUUCGCAAUUUUGAUUUCAUUAAAGUUGAAACUGGUAUUAGUUUAAAACAUGUUAUCGAUGCAUGGAAUAUCUCAACUACACGAUGGUUACGUGAAACAUUUUAUGAUCGUCUUCCAUCAGCUUAUCGUACAAUCCUUGUCUUUAUUAUAAGCGCUUUUUGGCAUGGCUUUUAUCCUGGCUAUUAUAUUAUGUUUUUAUCGUUUGCCUUAUUCACUAUGACCUCACGUCUAUGGCAUCGUCAUUGUCGUCAAUAUUUCCGUAGAAAUUAUCUCUCCAGUCAACUCUAUAGUGUAUUUACCAUGAUCAUUACUAAUUUAAUUGUAAAUUAUGGUCAAGCACCAUUUCACCUAUUAGAUUUCUAUUCAUCAUUGAAAUUUUUACGUAUAUUCUAUUUUAUACCGCAUCUAAUUGCUGUCGGUAUUUUGUUUAUCUAUUUUUCCAAAGUAUGCAUUAUAAAAUUAUCACUUAAGUAUCAGCUUGAUAUUAAGAGGUUUGAUUAUGAUAAAAGUAAUGAUGAUAAAAGUCGAAAAUUAUCAAUUUCUUCAAAUCAUGAUCGUGGUUUUGGUGGCCAUUAA
Schistosoma guineensis is the source of this 1812-nucleotide messenger RNA. Lineage: Eukaryota; Metazoa; Platyhelminthes; Trematoda; Strigeidida; Schistosomatidae. The record is from the annotation of a GenBank genome assembly.